Molecule: messenger RNA, 3489 nt
Organism: Phacochoerus africanus (Common warthog)
Lineage: Eukaryota; Metazoa; Chordata; Mammalia; Artiodactyla; Suidae
Gene: MERTK
Product: MER proto-oncogene, tyrosine kinase
Exons: 19
Coding region: 231-3227 (998 amino acids)
Biological process (GO): multicellular organism development; phagocytosis; protein phosphorylation
Cellular component (GO): signaling receptor complex
Molecular function (GO): protein binding; transmembrane receptor protein tyrosine kinase activity; ATP binding
Source: RefSeq, a predicted model, not a curated record
GCCCGCUUCCCAACCCAACUGGCUAGGGUCCGCUCGGACUCGGCCCCCGGCCCGCCCCCUCCAGCCCUCAGCGCCUCCCGCCGCUGCUCGGCUUCGCCACUUCGGGGUUGGAGCUGCCCGGGCCACCGGUACUGGGCCGCUUCUCUGGCGCGCUUGGCGGACGACGCGGCGGGUUCCAGACGUCUGUCUCUCCGUCGGUCCAGAGAGAAUUUCCAGAUCCGCGCCCCGGGAUGGGACAGGCUCUGCUGCUGCUCUUGCGGUGGCUCCUCCUCCCCGCGCUCUGGAGGGGAGCUAUUGCUGAAGCGAGGGAAGACACCAAGCACACACUGCCGUUCCCAGGACCUCUCCCAGGAAGCCCGCAGGCUGACCACAUGCCAUUUUCCUUUCCACACACCCGCGGGCACCAGGCCACCUCGAUGUUGCCACCCACCCAGCCUGGAAGACCGCACACCAGAAACACAGCCCUUCCCAGGGUGACCUCCAGGUCCAAGUUCCUGCCGCGUCUUGCAUUUAACCACACAGUUGGCCACAUAAUACUUUCUGAACACAAAGAUGUGAAGUUCAAUUGCUCAAUCAACAUUCCUAAUAUCUACCAGGACAGCGCGGCUAUUUCUUGGUGGAAAGAUGGGAAGGAAUUGCUGGGGGCCCAUCAUGCAAUUACUCAGUUUUAUCCAGAUGAUGAAGUUACAGCAGUAAUCGCUUCAUUCAGCAUAACCAGUGUGCAGCGUUCAGACAAUGGGUCAUAUAUCUGUAAGAUGAAAAUCAACAAUGAAGAAAUCGUGUCUGACCCCAUCUACGUCGAAGUUCAAGGACUUCCUCACUUUACGAGGCAGCCUGAGAGCAUGAAUGUCACCAGAAACACAGCCUUCAACCUCACCUGUCAGGCCGUGGGCCCGCCCGAGCCCGUCAACAUUUUCUGGGUUCAGAACAGCAGCCGUGUUAAUGAACUUCCAGAAAAAUCCCCCUCCGUCCUGACUGUUCCUGGUCUGACCGAGACCGCCAUCUUCAGCUGUGAGGCCCAUAAUGACAAAGGGCUGACCGUGUCCAAGGGCAUCCAGAUCAACAUCAAAGCAAUUCCUUCCCCACCAUCUGAAGUCAGGGUCCACAACAGUACUGCACACAGCAUCCUGAUCUCCUGGCUCCCUGGUUUUGAUGGAUACUCCCCACUCAGCGAUUGCAGCAUUCAGGUCAAGGAAGUUGAUCCGCUGAGCAAUGGCUUGGUCAUGACUUUUAACACCUCUGCUUCGCCACAUUUGUAUCGCAUCGAGCAGCUGCAGGCUCUGGCUAAUUACAGCAUUGCUAUGUCCUGCAUGAAUGAAGUCGGCUGGUCUGCUUUGAGUCCUUGGAUUCUGGCCAGCACGACCGAAGGAGCCCCAUCAGUAGCGCCUCUGAAUGUCACUCUGUUUCUGAAUGAGUCGAGCAACAAGGUGACCGUCAGGUGGAUCGAGCCUCCGAUAAAGCGGCAGGAUGGGGAGCUGGUGGGCUACCAGAUCUCUCACGAGUGGCAGAGUGCAGAGACCUCCAAAGAGCUCUCUGAAGAAGUCGGCCAGAACAGCAGCCUUACUCAGCUUUCUGUUCAAGCCUACAAUGCCACGUGUUCCGUGAGGAUUGCGGCCGUCACCAAAGGGGGGGUCGGGCCCUUCAGUGACCCUGUGAAGAUAUUCAUCCCUGCACACGGUCGGGUAGAUUUUGCACCCUCGUCAACCCCAGCACCUGGCAAUGCAGAUCCUGUGCUCAUCAUCCUUGGCUGCUUUUGUGGAUUUGUUUUGAUUGGGUUGGUGUUAUAUAUUUCUCUGGCCAUCAGGAAAAGGUUUCAGGAGACAAAAUUUGGGAGCGCCUUCACAGAGGAGGAUUCGGAAUUAGUCGUCAGUUAUAUAGCAAAGAAGUCCUUCUGUCGGCGAGCCAUCGAACUCACUUUACAGAGCUUGGGAGUCAGUGAGGAAUUGCAGAAUAAACUAGAAGAUGUUGUGAUUGACAGGAACCUUCUAAUUCUUGGAAAAAUUCUGGGCGAAGGAGAGUUCGGGUCUGUCAUGGAAGGAAAUCUUAAUCAGCAAGAUGGGACCUCUCAGAAGGUGGCAGUGAAAACCAUGAAGUUGGACAACUUUUCGCAUCGAGAGAUUGAGGAGUUCCUCAGUGAGGCCGCAUGCAUGAAAGACUUCAACCACCCAAAUGUCAUCCGACUCUUAGGUGUAUGUAUAGAAAUGAGCCCUCAAGGCAUCCCCAAGCCCAUGGUGAUUUUACCCUUCAUGAAAUACGGGGACCUGCAUACCUACUUGCUCUACUCCCGACUGGACACAGGACCAAAGCAUAUUCCUCUGCAGACACUGUUGAAGUUCAUGGUGGACAUUGCCCAGGGAAUGGAGUAUCUGAGCAACAGGAAUUUUCUUCAUCGAGAUUUAGCUGCUCGGAACUGCAUGUUGCGAGAUGACAUGACCGUCUGCGUGGCGGACUUUGGCCUCUCUAAGAAGAUUUACAGCGGCGAUUACUACCGCCAAGGUCGCAUCGCUAAGAUGCCUGUGAAAUGGAUCGCCAUAGAGAGUCUCGCAGACCGAGUCUACACCAGUAAAAGUGACGUGUGGGCAUUUGGCGUGACCAUGUGGGAAAUAGCCACACGAGGAAUGACCCCCUAUCCCGGAGUCCAGAACCACGAAAUGUAUGACUAUCUUCUCCACGGCCACAGGCUGAAACAGCCCGAGGACUGUCUGGAUGAACUGUAUGAAAUAAUGCACUCGUGCUGGAGAGCUGAGCCCUUGGACCGCCCCACCUUUUCAGUGCUGAGGCUGCAGCUAGAAAAGCUCCUGGAAAGUCUCCCUGAAGUUCGGGACAAAGCGGACGUCAUUUACAUCAACACACAGUUUCCGGAGAGCUGCGAGGGCUUGGCCGAGGGCUCGGCCCUAGUCCAGCUGGACUUGAAUAUUGAUCCGACCUCUGUAAUCGCUUCUUGUGCUUCCGGCGCUGCGGUCAGCGUAGUCACGGCGGAAGUGCACGAGAACAGAGCUGAGGAGGGAAGGUACAUCCUCAACGGGGGCAGCGAAGGAUGGGAAGAUCAGGCUUCUGCCAGCCUGGCCCCGGGGCCAGCGGGAAAGAACGGUACUUUCCCGGAGGACAGACGGGGAAGGAAUGGGGCAUCCUGGUCCCAGUCGAGCACGCUGCCCUUGGGGAGCCCAUCACCAGAUGGACUCUUGUUUGCUGACGACUCCUCAGAAGACUCAGAAGUCCUCAAGUGAGGGGAGUUGAGACCUUCCCCCACCAAGGAAAUUCCACCUUAACAGAAUCCACGGACGCUUGAUAUUUGGGGUAUUUGUCUCCCUUACCAGGGAAACGCCACAGCCCGAAAGCACCACGUGAAUGUUGCCAAGUACGUCAUCGUUUAAAAUACGUAAUAUAUAUUUAUUUAAAGAGAAAAUAUCUAUAUGUAUAUGGUGGAAAGAGACGAAGAUAUUCUAUUUUAAUAAAAGAUGACAUAUCUCCUGUCACUUAUCUUACAGA